Messenger RNA from Lottia gigantea (owl limpet), 525 nucleotides. RefSeq lists its product as hypothetical. Lineage: Eukaryota; Metazoa; Mollusca; Gastropoda; Lottiidae. The annotation marks the transcript as partial. The record is from RefSeq and is a predicted model, not a curated record. The transcript has 5 exons.
CUAUGCGAGUCAUGUCAAACGCUAUGCGAGUCAUGUCAACCACUAUGCGAGUCAUGUCAACCACUAUGUGAGUCUUGUCAACCACUAUGCGAGUCAUGUCAACCACUAUGUGAGUCAUGUCAAACAAUAUGUGAGUUAUGUCAAACACUACGUAAUCUUUCAUGUCAACCACUAUGUGAGUCAUGUCAAACACUAUGUGAGUCAUGUCAAACAAUAUGUGAGUUAUGUCAAACACUACGUAAGUCAUGUCAAACACUAUGUGAGUCUUGUCAAACACUAUGUGAGUCAUGUCAAACACUAUGUGAGACUUGUCAGCCACUAUGUGAUCUUUCUUGUCAACCACUAUGCGAGUCAUGUCAACCACUAUGUGAGUCAUGUCAAACAAUAUGUGAGUUAUGUCAAACACUACGUAAGUCAUGUCAAACACUAUGUGAGUCUUGUCAAACACUAUGUGAGUCAUGUCAAACACUACGUAAGUCAUGUCAACCACUAUGUGAGUCUUGUAAAGCACUGUGUGAGUCAUGA